This is a messenger RNA of Symbiodinium necroappetens, 3628 nucleotides long. The record is from the annotation of a GenBank genome assembly. Lineage: Eukaryota; Dinophyceae; Suessiales; Symbiodiniaceae.
GCAAGUGCCUUUGGGCAUUGUGCCCCAGCAGAAGGAGACGCUGGAAUCGGUCCCGGUGGUAGAGGCUGCGAUGGCGGUGCCCCAAAGCCCUUCGGUGUCUCAUCUGGGCUCUCUGCCCCUCACGGCUAUCUCCUACCCGGAGUCGGAGGUGCCUUCCCUACCCUCCACUCGAUCUUCCAAGGGGUCUCGGCCGAAGUCCGCCUCUGGGCUGCUGCAGAACUCCAGCAAAGCCUCGGCGAAGGCGAAGACCCCGAGCCGCCCCAACUCCGCGCUCUCGCGCUUCACCGGGAGCGCCGCGAAGCCCGCGGUGGCGUCCGAGAAGGAGAACCAUCCGGAGCCUUCGGAGCCGCCUUCGGAGCCGCCUUCGGAGCCUUCGGGCCCCGAGGUUGUGCCACAGGAUGCGAAGCUCGCCAAGCGCUUCGAGAACGUCUUCAGGCCAAUCAGGACGCGCGUGCAGCGCGUCAUGCCCGCCUGGGAUCUAGCUGCCCAGAAGCUGGAAAUCCAUGACCCGCCGGUCAAGCUUGCAAAGAUCGACGCUAGCAGAUAUGCGGACGUGGGUGAGGAGAACGAGAUCCACUCCUAUCCCACCAUGAAGCUAUUUGUUGACGGUGCGGUCUUCGACUACGACGGCGCCGGGCGCGGGUGGCAGCAGAUCGUCAAGUGGGUCAAUCGACAUCUAGAGAGAGACCAUGUGCUGAAGUCUGUGGAGGAAGCAGAAACCUAUUUGCACGACAACGACCUGACCGUUAUUGGCCUCUUUCCGGAUGGCUAUGACAGCAGUGUCUUCGUGAAGGCCACGCGGCACUACGAAGACGUCGUCUUCGCAGAGGCUAGAGGGAACGACAUCUCCGCUCAGAUCGGCGAGCACCUCGGCAGGCGUUUGGCACACAUGAUAGUUGGCUGUAAGCACAACAACACAAGCUCCCAGCAUGUGGAUGCCAAACUGCAGGAGCAUCUGCAACGCGAGUUGAAGCGUUUACGACAAGAGGGCUCUAACAGCCAAUGUGCCGACUGCAGUGACACGGACACCCGGUUUGCUUCGGUAACACUGGGCAUCUUCCUGUGCAACCGCUGCUUCGGCAUUCAUCGUGCGCUUGGUGCGCAUCUGACCCGAGCGAAAGUUCUCACGCUGGACGCCUGGAGCGAGGCAGAGGUGGCGCACCUGGCCGUGGAGCGCUUCAGCCGGCGGAAGUACGAGGAGCGACGUUGGUACAGCGACCUUGGAGAGGACGACGCGCAGCGGGCCCAGGUGAAGACAACGGAUCUGCCUUCAAGCAUGCAAGGCGGCUAUGCGAGCGGAAGCACAGCCAGCACAGCCGCCGUCGCUGCAGCUCCUGCAGCGUCCGCCGCCCUGCCUGACCUGCUCUCUUUGGCCAAGGCUUCCACCUGGCUGGCGGAUUUCGCUGCAAAGUUCUUCACACCCGGAGGAACGCAGCAGUGCCGAUACCUUGCUUCUCCUUCCGAGGAGCACCCCAAGUUCACCACUCCUUCAGUGGUGAUGUGCAUGCCUCAGGGCUCAGAGGGCUGCGCCCUUGAAGCCAGGGAGGAAGAAUUGGGGAAGAAAGGGCUGGAAGGUAUGGAUCAGGAGACCGCUGAAAAGCUCUUCUCUGCGAAUCCGGAGAAUGUUCCGGCACUGAUUCUGAUCACUUCAAGCAGCGACAGCAAGGAGGAGAAGAUCUUCCGGGAGGCGGCUGUGAAGCUGAGGGGCAAAGUGCAUUGCUGCCUCUCCGGCCUGGAGACCGCCAUGGAGCGCCGCACGGCGGAGAUGGCGGGAGUGGAGGGGGCCGGUCCAGUGCUGACCCUGGUAGAGACACACUCCGGCACCGGUCCUACGGGCCAAUACCAUGCUGCACGGAAGUUCCGCCUGUCGCUGGAAGGCCUCAGCGUCGACAAGGUCGUCGGUUUCGUCACAGACUACGAAGGUAACAGGCUGGAGCCUUGGCUCAAGAGCGAGCCCGAGCCUUCAGCUGAGGACAUCCGGAUCGGCGGCCCCGUGGGGGUCUUGGUGGGAACCAACUUCCGCAAGACCGUCGAGGAUGACUCCAAGGAUGUCAUGGUGGACUUCUACGCACCCUGGUGCGGGCACUGUCGGAAGUUCGAGCCGCUGUACAAAGAGCUUGCAAAGAAGCUGCGGCAUGUCAAAUCCUUGAAGAUCAUGAAGAUCGAUGCGACCCGCAACGAGGUGGAGGGCAUGCAGAUCAUGGGCUUCCCGACCAUCAUGCUCUUCCCCGCGGGGGCAUCCCCAAAGCGACACGUCAUGUAUCAGGGCUCCCGACAGCCGGACGACAUGAUCCAGUGGCUACAUCGCGAGUGUGCCAUCAAGUUUGAUGAGAGGCCGCCUCCUCCAAAGGAACUCCCCCAAGAGAUGCAGCGACGGGAGGACCGUGUCGCGGCAAUUUCCGGGGAGCCCACGGCAGUGCGUGAGGCCAUCCUUGGCGUCUUAGAACGGGUCUUCGACCGCUCGGGUCUCCCGGACACAGCCGAUGCCUCUGUCCGCGAUCGGGGCUACAUCGUCGAGGUCCUUGUGCCCGAAAAAUGCGGUUCCCACCUUAUCGGUCAGAAGGGCGAGCGGGUGAAGACCCUCUGCCAGGAGACAAAGUGCGACAUCAGGGUGGGCCAGGACCCUGUGUGCGGCCUGGAGCAGAAGAAGGUUCGGAUCAGUGCCAGCAACAUCCAGGAAGCCUCCUCCGCGGUUUGGAGGAUCCUCGAGGUCUUGGGGGAGCUGGUCUCAGGCAGCUACCAGUCCUGGAGAGAGGAGCCAGGUGCAGGUGGUCACAAUGUCAGCGACACUGAGAACAAUCGGCAGGAGCGUGUGGCAGGUCAGAAGUCCGCCCAUGCUCCUUCGCAUCUCUUCGCGACGGCCGUCAACGAUGUAGCGAAACCUUGGAAGCCACGGCUUCGGCACCAAGCCCCGGACACCCCGCCGACGGAGGCGCCAUCCACUGCUUUGACACCAGAGCCGGCGCCUCAAACUGAAGAAACGGAGCCCGUGGAAGUUGUGGAAGAAGCCCCGACAUCUUCUUCGACUGCAGAGCGCAUUUGGACGGCCUUCCCGCGCAAAGAAGACAUCACCGUCGGCACCGAGAUGGGCCGAAUCAGCCCAUUCUCAGUGGGCUACGCCUGCGUUGAGAUGGGCGACAAACAGCCGGAAGGCCGCGCGAAGGACAUCCUGCUGAGCAGGGUCUGGCAGCAGGUGAAGGUCAAUGCUGACGCCAAGGCCUGCUAUUUGGGGCAUGAGUUCCCCAUCGUGGUGUUCAGGGCCCGCACUGCGGACGGACGUGAACAAUUGUUCACAACACAGCCCUGGAAGCUCUACUGCCUCCAGAGGGCCGUGGUGGCUCGGCGGCACCUCAAGCCAGUCAUUCAGCCUCGCUUCCUCUUGGAAGCUGCUGAGAUUGAAAACAUCCUGGGCAGCGUCAAAUUCCCGAAAAUUUCAAUGAAAUUCGCAUUGUCAGCUCCGAUGGUGACGGGGCCGAAGAACACUUCUCCUGGGAGAAGUUCGUGUGUCCCAAGACGGGACACGCCUGAAGCGACAGACGGCUGCUGCACUCAAAAGGUGUUUUGCUGGGCUGGAAAGCUGUCAGAGAGUGAACUCCAAGGCGGAUAUCCAACCUCUUGCUUCCAGUAA